Molecule: messenger RNA, 3669 nt
Organism: Centropristis striata (black sea bass)
Lineage: Eukaryota; Metazoa; Chordata; Actinopteri; Perciformes; Serranidae
Product: NLR family CARD domain-containing protein 3-like
Exons: 8
Coding region: 1-3303 (1100 amino acids)
Molecular function (GO): protein binding
Source: RefSeq, a predicted model, not a curated record
AUGGCGUCCUCAACUCAGACGCUCACAGACACCAGGACUGACGAGGAAGAAACAAGCAGCUCCUCCACACAUGAAGGUGGAAAGUGUCUGGGAGAAAAAAUGGUGACACCUCAAGAGGUCCUCUUCAGAACUUUAGAAGAUUUGGGAGCUGAGGACUUUGAAAAAUUCAAGUGGUUCCUGCAGCAGAAGGGGGCACUAGAAGGCCUCCCAGCAAUCCCAAAGAGUCAACUGGAGGAUGCAGACCGCAUGAAAACCAUAGAUCAGAUGUUUCAGACUUACAGUAUAAACACGAUGCAAGUGACCAGAAUACUUUUAGUGAAGAUAAAUCAGAAUGAACUAGUGAGGGAAUUAUCCAACACCUCCUUCGAACCUAAAGAGAUUCUUGCUGAGUGCCAGAGAAAACUCAAAUCCAAAUUACAAAAGAAGUUCCAGUCUGUGUUUGAGGGGAUCACUAAAAAAGCAAACCAGAUCCUUCUGAAUCAGAUCUGCACAGAGAUCUACAUCUUAAAGGAAGAAACUGCAGAGGUCAACAUGGAGCAUGAGGUCAGACAGAUUGAAACAGCAUCCAGGAAACCAGACAGAUCAGAAACAACAAUCAGACAAGAAGACAUCUUUAAAGCCUCACCUGGAAGAGAUGAACGAAUCACAGUGCUGACAAAGGGAGUGGCUGGCAUUGGGAAAACAGUCUUAACACAGAAGUUCACUCUGGACUGGGCUGAAGACAAAACCAACCAGGACAUCCACUUCACAUUUCCUUUCACUUUCAGAGAGCUGAACGUGCUGAAAGAGAAAAAGUUCAGCUUGGUGGAACUUAUUCAUCACUUCUUUACUGAAACCAAAGAAGCAGGAAUCUGCAGGUUUGAAGAGUUCCACGUUGUGUUGAUCUUUGACGGUCUGGAUGAGUGUCGACUUCCUCUGGACUUCCACAACACUGAGGUCCUGACUGAUGUCACAGAGUCCACCUCAGUGGAUGUGCUGCUGACAAACCUCAUCAGGGGGAAACUGCUUCCCUCUGCUCGCCUCUGGAUAACCACAAGACCUGUAGCAGCCAAUCAGAUCCCUGUUGACUGUCUUGACAUGGUGACAGAGGUCAGAGGGUUCACUGACCCUCAGAAGGAGGACUACUUCAGGAAGAGAUUCAGAGAUGAGGAGCAGGCCUGCAGGAUCAUCUCCCACAUCAAGACAUCACGAAGCCUCCACAUCAUGUGCCACAUCCCAAUCUUCUGCUGGAUCUCUGCUAAAGUUCUGGAGAAGCUGUUGAAAACCAGAGAGGGAGGAGAGCUGCCCAAGACCUUGACUGAGAUGUACAUCCACUUCCUGGUGGUUCAGUCCAAACGGACAAACGUCAAGUAUCAUGGGAAAUUUGAGAGAGAUCCACUCUGGAGUCCAGAGAGGAGGAAGAUGAUUGAAUCUCUGGGAAAACUGGCUUUUGAUCAGCUGCAGAAAGGAAACCUGAUCUUCUAUGACUCAGACCUGACAGAGUGUGGCAUCGAUAUCACAGCAGCCUCAGUGUACUCAGGAGUGUUCACAGAGGUCUUUAGAGAGGAGAGUGAACUGUACGAGGACAGGGUGUUCUGCUUCGUCCAUCUGAGUGUUCAGGAGUUUCUGGCUGCUCUUCAUGUCCAUCUGACCUUCAUCGAGUCUGGAGUCAAUCUGAUGGCAGAAGCAAGAUGGUGGUCCAAAGUCUUCAGAGACAAACCUAAACUAAAACAUCUCUACCAGAGUGCUGUGGACAAGGCCUUACAGAGUCCAAAUGGACACCUGGACUUGUUCCUCCGCUUCCUCCUGGGUCUUUCUCUGGAGACCAAUCAGAACCUCCUACGAGGUCUGCUGACACAGACAGGAAGUAGCUCACAGACCAAUGAGGAAACAGUCCAGUACAUCAAGAAGAAGCUCAGGAGGAAUCUGUCUGCAGAGAGAAGCAUCAACCUGUUCCACUGUCUGAAUGAACUGAAUGAUCGUUCUCUAGUCGAAGAGAUCCAACAGUCCCUGAGAUCAAGAAGUCUCUCCACAGAUAGACUAUCUCCUGCUCAGUGGUCAGCUCUGGUCUUCAUCUUACUGUCAUCAGAAACAGAUCUGGAUGUGUUUGACCUGAAGAAAUACUCUGCUUCAGAGGAGGCUCUUCUGAGGCUGCUGCCAGUGGUCAAAGCCUCCAACAAAGCUCUGUUAACUAGCUGUAAGCUCUCCGAGAGAAGCUGUGAAGCUCUGUCCUCAAUUCUCAGCUCCCAGUCCUCUAGUCUGAGAGACCUGGACCUCAGUAACAACAACCUGAAGGAUUCAGGAGUGAAGCUCCUGUCUGCUGGUCUGAAGAGUCCACUUUCUGAACUGAAAACCCUCAGUCUGUCAGGCUGUCUGAUCUCAGAGGAAGGCUGUUCUUCUCUGGCCUCAGCUCUGAGGUCCAACCCCUCCCAUCUGAGAGAGCUGGACCUGAGUAACAACGACCUGAAGGAUUCAGGAGUGAACCUUCUGUCUGCUGGACUGAAGAGUCCACUAUGUGAACUGAAAACCCUCAGUCUGUCAGGCUGUCUGAUCUCAGAGGAAGGAUGUUCUUCUCUGGCCUCAGCUCUGAGGUCCAGCUCCUCCCAUCUGACAGAGCUGGACCUGAGCUACAAUCAUCCAGGAGACUCAGGAGUGAAGCAGCUGAAGGAUCCACGAUGCAGACUGGAUAUUCUCAGGGUGGACCAUUGUGGAGAGCACAGGUUAACACCUGGGGUGAGGAAGUAUUUCUGUCAACUCACACUGGACACAAACACAGUAAACAGUUACCUCAUACUGUCUGAGAACAACAGGACGGUGACAUUUGUUGGAGAGAAACAGUCAUAUCCUGGUCAUCCAGAGAGAUUUGGGUACUGGCCUCAGCUGCUGUGUAGAGAUGGUCUGACUGGUCGCUGUUACUGGGAGGUCGAGAGGAGAGGACAUGUUGAUGUAGCAGUGAGUUACAGAGGAAUCAACAGGAAAGGAUUGAGUGACUGUUGGUUUGGAGGAAAUGAUCAGUCCUGGAGUCUGGAGUGCUCUGAUGUUGGUUACUCUGUCUGGCACAAUAACAUUAAAACAGUCCUCUCCUCCUCCUCCUCCUCCUCCUCCUCCUCCUCCUCCUCCUCCUCCUCCUCCUCCUCCUCCUCCUCCUCCUCCGGUAGAGUAGGAGUGUAUGUGGACUGUCCUGCCGGCUCUCUGUCCUUCUACAGAGUCUCCUCUGACUCACUGAUCCACCUCCACACCUUCAACACCACAUUCACUGAACCUCUUUAUCCUGGGUUUAGGUUCCUGUCCUCUGGUUCCUCAGUGUCUCUGUGUGUUCUGUAGGACGGAGACGACUUCCUGUCCUGUGGUCUGAAUGUUGGAUGAAGCUUCACUUUGUUUAACAUUUGAUUCUCUGAUUGUUUCUUGUCACAAAUGUUUUCUUCUUAUAAACGGUGAAAUGAUCUCAGGGCUGAACUCUGAUUUUCUCUUGAAUCAAGUUUUUUUUGGAGCAGCGUCUUGUAGCUGCUAAUGUCUGUCGUGAUUGAUCUCAAUAAAGGUUUAAAGACUCACGAGAACAGCAGCUUCUAACAAAUGUAAAUCUGAUUCUGUUUUAAAGAGGAAUAAAGACAUUACCUUCACAAUCCAGAGUCAUUUUCUUAAAAAUAAAAAAUAAAAAUAAAUAAAAGACAAUUAUGAAGAUGAUUUGGU